Molecule: messenger RNA, 4140 nt
Organism: Fibroporia radiculosa
Lineage: Eukaryota; Fungi; Basidiomycota; Agaricomycetes; Polyporales; Fibroporiaceae
Exons: 11
Coding region: 1-4140 (1379 amino acids)
Biological process (GO): intracellular signal transduction
Molecular function (GO): guanyl-nucleotide exchange factor activity
Source: RefSeq, a predicted model, not a curated record
AUGGAUAGACCGUUCGGCCCUCGAGAGCCAGAUAAACGCCAUGCUGCAUACGAGUCCAUCUUUGGCCGCCCAAGUGCUUCCCAUCAUCAUCAGACCACCCCUCCCCUGCAUUACCCCCAAGUUCAGCUGUCCCCACAACCAAACGGUCAGCCAUAUCCUCAAUACCACCAGCCAUAUGCGCCUCAGCUAGCGAGGAGAAAGUCAAACUCCUCAAGGGCUGCGUCGGUUAACUACCCUCCACAGUACCAGGUCCCUCCACCCCGGCAGGCCUAUUACCCCUCGCAACAGGGCUAUCCUCAGUUCCAGCAGCCCUACGCCAAUUACCCCAACCCCCACAAUCUAGGAGCUCCUUCUGUGAUCAGUCGGGCAAGGUCUAUCGCAAGUUCUCCCGGGGUGAUCGUCCCUCAGCCCGAAGAACCUCCAGAUGCCGGUCUCGAGGCAUUGACACGAGCGGGCCUCACUCCUGCGCAGGCGUACCAGGCACAAGUCUACAUGAAUGACCCAAUGGGUCAGCAGUUACAGUCUCCCCAACCCGCAGAACUACCACGGCUAGGUGUAAACAUCGAAACCGACGACGGACUACUCGGCCUCGACUUUGUUGUGGAUAGCACCCCGAGCGAGCCAGGGACGGAGGAGAGCAUGGAGUUGCCUUGGCCGAAACAUCGUUCCAAACCUAGUAGCGUCCAUUCGCGACUCUCCGCUGCGUCAUCUCACGUCCCUAAUGCUGAAUUUACUUCCAUGUCCUCUUCAUCCAACUCCUCUCGCCCAUAUCCUCUCCAGGUCGACACUGCCACUACGGGGAAUGUUCCCCCUGGAGCUUCCAGUAGCUCUCCUGUAUCAUCUACUGUAGUCGACAUGUCUGGAAGUCUCAAUGGACGACGCUCGUCCGAGUCAUCGAGGACGCUUCCUGGACCCGGUUUUCGCAAAGAUCGUGCACCACAAGAUCGUUCUAGGUCAAUGUCUGCUACAAUACCACCCCAGUUUCGCGCCAUGCUCGAGUCUGGACGUAUGCCGCGACCGCCCGUACCGCCAGCGCUUGGCGGGCGAGAAUCUCCUGCGUCCACGCGGGGGCAGGCACAGCAGCGCUCUCGCACCCCGAUCGUGUACCCCGCGCUUCUAUCGCGAGUCGCUGAAGCGUUCAAAGCUCGCAUCCAGCUACAGGACCGGGUGAAGGACGGACUCACGUACAAGGACGCGUUUGAUGGGCGCGAGGCGGUUGACAAGGUCGCAUAUAUCAUCAAGACGACGGACCGCAAUCUCGCCCUUCUGCUCGGCCGUGCUCUCGAUGCGCAGAAGUUCUUCCAUGCCGUCACGUAUGACCAUCGUCUUCGUGAUUCGGCGCACGAUCUCUAUCAGUUCCGCACGAAGCUGCCGAGCCCGUUCGUAAGCGGUGAACUGGCCACCAUCGACGAUGACAACGAGGGCACUAUUAAGACCCCAGGACAUCUACUCAUCGGGGAUGGAGUCGCAGCAGAUCUUUCGGCACGCUUGAAAAAUAGUCCGACACCUUCUGCUGAGUUUGAUCCUGAUAGGACACACAAGAACAGUUCGCGGCCCACUUCACCGUCUCCUCCCGACUCGGUUACCUCGCCUACCACGCGACCUCGUCAAGGUUCGGUCUCCUCAGACGAUGUUCCUCUGCCUUCGGGUGUCUUCACUCUACUCACCGACUGCUAUUCGCCAACAUGCUCGCGUGAUCAACUUUGCUACUCAAUCGCAUGUCCCAGACGAUUAGAGCAGCAGGCCCGUCUCAAUAUGAAGCCUCAGCCGGGAUUGAAGAAACAGAUCAGCAAGGAGAGCUUGGGUGAUCUGGUGGAGCCAGGCACAUUGUGGAUCCAUACAGUACCUCAGGAAGUUGUCAAUAGUGUGUCCGACACAGAAAAGAAGCGUCAGGAAGCGAUCAAUGAGGUGAUUUACACCGAACGCGACUUCGUGCGGGACAUGGAGUAUUUGCGAGAUCUUUGGAUCAAGCCGCUCAGAGAGUCGGAUAUCAUCCCGGAACCGCGACGUACGGACUUCCUGCAGCAAGUCUUCUGGAAUAUUCAUGAAAUCAUUGCGGUCAAUACGCGAUUGCGGGAUGCACUAAACAAACGCCAGAAGUCCUAUGCUGUUGUCGAGCAAAUUGGUGAUAUCCUGCUGGAUGCUGUUCCUCAUUUCGGCCCCUUUGUUUCAUAUGGAGCUCACCAGCUGUACGGCAAGUACGAAUUUGAAAAGGAGAAGAGCUCAAAUCCCGCAUUUGCUCACUUCGUCGAGGAAGUGGAGCGACGACCUGAAUCGCGCAAGCUAGAGCUAAAUGGCUACCUCACGAAACCGACCACUCGACUUGCCCGAUAUCCCCUGCUUCUGGAAGCUGUGCUAAAGCAUACCCCUGACGAUAAUCCUGACAAAGCCGCUUUACCUAAGGCAGUCGAAAUUGUACGCGAGUUCUUGAAAUCUGUGAAUCACGAAACUGGGAAGGCGGAGAAUCGGUUCAACCUCUUGCAGCUGGACCAACAGCUAAUUUUCCGACCAGAAGAAAAGAUCGAUCUACGCUUGAAAGAAGAAGGUCGAGAACUCAUCUACAAAGGCGCAUUGAAGAAGCAGGGUGAUAGCUCUGAACUGCAAGUAUUCCUAUUCGACCACGCUCUGUUGAUGGUCAAAGCCAAAAGCAAGAUUGAUCAGUAUAAAGUCUAUCGUCGGCCGAUCCCCCUGGAGCUGCUUCUUGUCCUAGCGCCGGACGAUUAUGCUUCGGGCAAGCCUCACAAAGACCGCGAAAAGCAAAAGCUGUCGAAGAACGCCCCCCAUGCUCCUGCCAUUCCUAUCAAGGAUGCGAAGGGUGGUUUCUCUAUCACUUUCGUGCACUUGGGUCGUAAAUAUUAUCAGAUGACAUUGUUCGCAAGCACGUAUGUCAGCCAGCGCAAGUGGGUUGAGAAUAUACAGAAGCAGCAGGAUCUCAUGCGAGAACGAAGUUGGGUAUUCGAGACAGUCACGUUAAGCGAAGGCUUCUUCGUGGGUCCCAAUCGUGUUACGUGUGCUGCUCCCUUCGGCAACUCUCAGAAGACUGUCUACGGUACUGACGAUGGGGUGUACAUCUCAAAUCUCUGGGAGCGAAACCGAGAUCCUGUGAAAGUCCUUGCCCUCAAGGAUGUAACACAAGUUGAUGUCCUGGAAGACUACCAACUUCUUAUAGUACUGUCGGAGCGACAAGUCAUCACGUUCCCGCUUGAUGCACUGGAUCCAAUGGACCCAAUGGCUGGCCUCAAGCGUGGAAAACGGAUAGCAGCGCAUAUAUCGUUCUUCAAGACAGGUGUUUGCAUGGGGAAGACGCUUGUAUGUGUUGUCAAGGCUAGCCCGCUAUCGAGUACUAUCAAAGCUCUCGAGCCUAUCGACCAAAAUGUUCGUGGAAGGAACAAGCCUACAUUCCGCAAACUGCUACAAGGCGGUAAUGACACCUUGCGAGUAUUCAAAGAAUUCUAUAUUCCUGUACAAUCUAGCUCGGUUCACUUUUUGAAGACGAAGCUUUGCGUUGGUUGUACGAAUGGCUUUGAAAUUGUCGACCUGGAUACGCUGGACACACAAGGCCUGCUGGAUCCGGCCGAUACCUCGCUGGAUUUCGUGCGGAAGAAGGAAAACCUUAAGCCAUUGGCCAUCUACCGGAUCGACAACGAGAUUCUACUGUGCUAUGAUGAAUUUGCGUUCUUUGUCAACAAACUUGGCUGGUGGACGCGAAAGGACUUCUUGGUCUAUUGGGAAGGCUAUCCCACGGGCUUUGCGUUGUACUAUCCGUACCUCUUCGCAUUCGAACCGACUUUUGUGGAAAUACGGAACGUGGAGACUGGAUCGAUGACGCAGAUCAUUCAAGGCAACAAUCUACGCUGCCUCUUCGCAGACACGCCGCCAUCCGCUACGAAUACCAUGAACCAAUUCCAGUAUAACCCGUAUCAGCAGGGAUAUGGCUACAAUCAGUUCAGCCCAACCCCAAGUCCUCACAGCGGGCGUUCAUCGACUAGCAAUGGCUAUGGGCCAGUGCAGCACCAAGCGCCGUAUCCCAACUCCUAUCAGUCUCGGGCUCCGACAUCGGCCGGUCGCGACGACAUCAUCAUGGUCUCCGACGACAAAGUCAUGAGGCUGCAGAUGACUAUGUCUGCCCAGGGACAAUAG